Acanthopagrus latus (yellowfin seabream) is the source of this 3321-nucleotide messenger RNA. Its product is annotated as putative killer cell immunoglobulin-like receptor-like protein KIR3DX1. The record is from RefSeq and is a predicted model, not a curated record. Bases 592 to 2055 code for a protein of 487 amino acids. Gene Ontology annotation, biological process: cell surface receptor signaling pathway. The transcript has 11 exons. Gene Ontology annotation, molecular function: transmembrane signaling receptor activity. Lineage: Eukaryota; Metazoa; Chordata; Actinopteri; Spariformes; Sparidae.
ACCACUUCAGACACAGAAGCAGAAAAGAUGCACUUCAACCACAAAGAACUGACACUUUUUCCAAAGAUCGAAACAUCUGAAUGGUUCCUAUUUAAUGCCGAAUUUACAGGAAGGCACCAUUUAUUUAUAAUUUGUUGUAGCCAUUUCACAAAGUUUGAAAAGUUUCUCCUCAGGAUGCGACAACUCUUAAAAUGACGCGAUUGUUAAGGGAGUCUGGUGACGUUUCCGUUACUAAUAAAUUUACUUCAUUGCGUGGAACAAGUCCGUGAGUUUCACGCACGCACACACACGCAGCCGCUCACUUCCUGCAACAAUUUGAUAAAGUUUGUCAAAACAAGUUGAAAAGUUAAAGUUGGAGUCAUGUUGCUUGUAUUGUUUGUCACGUGAUCCUCCGUCUCCUCCCACAUGUUCAGUCUUCCUGCCAAAGAGUGCGCAGUGACUGAGGAGUUCCAUGUGAAGGAAUGAAAGAGGGCGUGUUGGUGUGUAAAGUUUAGUCUUUUGGACAAGAGAUGAGGCGUAAAGAGGCUCCGCUUCAUGUUUACAGUCCGAUCACUGAGGAGCGACACUUAAAGUGAAACUAACAAGUCGGUGAUGUGGUUGGCCCAGGGAAAGAUGUCAGUCAGGACGGCUCCCCUCUUGAUAACUGUGACCCUCUUCUGUCUCACAGUGGCAAACAGACCAAAGGCUGAACUGAGGGCUGAUGACAGAGACAUUCCUGUAGGGGGCAGUGUGACCCUGACCUGCUCUGUGAAGCCAUCAUCAUCUGAUUGGAAAUACUUCUGGUACAGAGGAGAGAAAACCUCUGAACCUCUGACCUCUCAACUCUCAGCUGGACCAAUCAGAGUCUCAGAGGGAGGAGUCUACUGGUGCAGAGGAGGAAGAGGAGAGCCAGUUUACUACACAGAGUUCAGUGAUCCAGUCACUAUCUACAAAAUCACAGGUCCAAACAAGGCUGUUGUGACUCUGCAGCCAAACUGGUCUGAAGUAUACAGAGGAGAGAGGAUCACUCUCAGAUGUGAGAUCACAGAUGGAGGAGACACUGAUUGGGAGUAUGAAUGGAGAACAACCAGCUCAGAAAAACCUCCACGUCAGAAUGAACACAGUAUUACAUCUGUGACUGAAUCCCACAGUGGAGACUACAGGUGUAAGGGCAGAAAGAAACAUACGCAGCAUUCUUCAACAGGUUGGAGUGAUCCCAUCAAACUGACAGUAUCAGACGGACUCCUUCCUGUCCUCACUGUGUCUCCAUCAUGGCUGAGUGCUGGAGCCUCAGUGACUCUGAACUGCAGAGUUAAAGAUCCAUCUGCAGGAUGGAAGUUCUACUGGUAUAAGGUUGUUCCUCAUCCAUCAAAUAUCUACUACAGCUAUGAGCAGCUACCUGGCAGCAGCAGUGGGACUGAACAGGAUUCCUACAUUGUUCAUGGACAGACACACACAGCAGGAUAUAGGUGUGGAGCUGGAAGAGGAGAUCCAGUGUUUUCCACUUAUUACAGUGGCAUUAAGUAUGCCUGGUCUGCAGAUUUUAACUCAUCAGCAUCUCUCACAGUGAGUCCUGACAGAGCUCAACACUUCACCUCUGACUCUGUCUCACUGAGCUGUGAGGGAAACUCUACUGAGUGGAGAGUGAAGAGGUUUUCAACUGAGGACAGAGACUCGUCAGCCUGCUCCUCCUGGUGGGGAAUAAUGACUGGAUCAACAUGCAACAUAAAGACUGACUGGACCAGUGAUGCAGUGUACUGGUGUGAGUCUGAAUCAGGAGAGUUCAGCAACGCAGUCAACAUCACUGUACAGGCGGUGUCCAGGCCUGACAGCUCUUCAUUUCCUGUACUGUUGGUUGUUGGGCUGGUUUGUGGAAUCGUUCUUUUUAUUCCUCUGAUCGUUUUGUUUUGCUACCGAGCGUCCAAGGAUUCAUGCUUCGUCAGACCAGUCCAGUCUGAGAGCGCCAACACAGAUCGUGUGGACCACAAGAAUGAUCAUUACUCUGCUCUUCACCACGAUGAUGUUUGUCUCUAUGACACAGUCAAAGGCCGUCAAGAAGCUGAACAUGCUCAAUAAAGAAAUCUGUAUCAACUAAACCAACAGAACAGACGACAACAUGAAAAACUCCAUCUGUACUUUGACAGCUUCUCUGUGAUCACUGUGUGCAGCUGUGCUGAACAGACAACACACAGCAUUUUGUAAAGUUAAUCUGACAGCAGCUCAUCUAAAAUAACUGUAUCAUGUGGUUUUAAUCUUCUGUUGUAUUUGUUGUUGUUUGUUGUUGCAGAGAACAAAUAUUGUGUGUGGACACUCGGUACGAGGUGAUAGUGCCACUUUAAAGUCAGCUUCUUUUGUAGCUUCUGAUUAAAAAGAGUUAAACAUUUAUAACUUUUGAUGUAUUUUAUGUGAAAAACACUGUUAACAUACAAGCUUCUUGUAUGUAGCUGUCAUUUUAUAAAUGCUUGAUAUUCUCUAUAUUUCAUGUUUUUAUAAAUAUGAAUGUAUUUUUAAAAGGUAGUUGACCAUUUUCUGCAUCAGUAAACUUCAUCAAUAAGUCAAUAAGCUGUCGGCAGUGUUCCUCAUAGAUUUAGAGGGAACAAAGGGAAUAUAACUGGAGUUACUUUAGUUUGAAAAGUCUCUUCCUGUUUGUGUCACUACUCACUCUUCAUCAUGUGGUUUAGAGUCGAGCCCGUUCAGACAAAUGAUGUCCUGCAUGUCAGAUAUCUUCAUGUCUCAACAUGAUGCUUCAUACUGUGGAACUGUUUUAUAUCUCAUUUACAUUUCUUUAUGUGUUUUACUGAACUGGUGCCAGAGGAAGUUUCAAAAUAAAAGUCAGGAGACUAAACUAAACCAUUUAGGGGGUUUGAACAUUGUUUGGAACACUUAGCUCAAAACUCAACAAAGUCCAUUUCACUGCACUCGUCCUACAAACUAUUGAUUCCGACACUCUGGGAAACACAUGGACUCAAGUUAAAUCACUUAGUGUCAACAUCACAGCCUCCCUUCACAAAUAAUGUGAUUUUAAGAGUUGUUGUAUCAUCAGGAGAAACUUAAACACUGUAUAAAAUGGCUACAACAAAUUCUAAAUCCUUGCUGCCUUCCUGUUAAUUCGGCAUUGAAUACAAAACUUUAAGAUGUUUCUUUCUUUGUAAAAAGUGUCUGAUUCUCGAGUAUAAAUUUCUAUGUCUGACGUGUUUCUUAUCUCCCAGCAGCUGUUUGAACACACUGCUGUCAGUGAUUCAAGUAUUUACACCUCAUUUAAUUUAAGAAUACAACAAAUUGACUGUAAACCUGUCCAAUAUUUAAAAUACAGUAACUCAGAUAGGCUGCUUUUUUGGAGAA